Messenger RNA from Crotalus tigris (Tiger rattlesnake), 1451 nucleotides. RefSeq names its product small integral membrane protein 28 (gene SMIM28). Lineage: Eukaryota; Metazoa; Chordata; Lepidosauria; Squamata; Viperidae. The record is from RefSeq and is a predicted model, not a curated record. The coding region runs from base 333 to 830 and encodes 165 amino acids. The transcript has 2 exons.
AAUGCAGGCAACCAUCCAAUCAGAAUGCUAUCUCUUCCCUGAUACCUGAUGCCAGCUUCCCUGGUAAUGUAGGCCACUGAAGCAAAUCCAGAGAGAUUGAGUUAGAAGACAAAAUAGCAUCCAAGAUUCAUUUGGUCAGUGUUCUACCCUUUCCUUCUUCACUGCCAGGAACAGGAAAGAAUAUCAGCAUGGUUUUCAGCUUAGGCAUUCCAAGCUAGGCCUAGUAUCAGGAAAAAGAAAGAAAGAGGGAAGUGACGGCAUUAAAAAUAAUCAAAAAGAAGACCACAAUUGAAGAGGAAGAACAAAGAACAAACCCAUACAUCCAUGAAAGUAUGCGUUGGCUUCUGGACAGUGGUAGCUGGAAGAAAUUUGGACACGCUGACAGGGGAAACUAUGACUGGUUAACCAGUGAACCAGGUAUGCCAUUGGUGGAAACAGAGCUACAGAGUCAGCAUAAAGCAAGUUCGACCAAAGAAGACAUAGAGCCAUUCCUAUGCAUCAUAUUACCAGCUACCGUGAUGCUCUUCCUGGCAUUCCUGUUGCUCUUCCUUUAUAGACGUUGCCAACGUCACAAUCCUCAGGCUCAGAUCUUCAGCAUUGACCUGCCAGAAUCCCUUCCGGAGCAUGAGGUGACAGAUUUUCUCUCUGUGCUACCCUGGAACAAUGAGCAGAGGUUCCAAUACUCCACUCUCCUGCCUGAAACUGCCUUUCUCACUGUGUGCCUGCCUCCAUCAUAUGAGGAGGCCACCAUGAAGGCAUCCAUGGAAGAGGACCAUGUUCAGCGAUUUCAGGAGCCUUUGCCUCCUUAUGAAGAGACCAAACAACAAUAAGCACACAGAAUUCUUUUUAGUCAGGGUCUCCAGUCUAUAAUGACUUCUGAAAACAAAGUAAGAAGAACUAAGAGCAAGGCAAUCUGUACAAGCACAAUGGAGCUUCAAAGGAUUAAUUUAAAAUGGUAACAGUAUCAAUUUAAAAUGGAAUAUAUAUUGAAACAGCUCACCAGCCAACUGUAUUGGAUGAAGGAAAGAUUAAACUUAACACUAUGUCUAGGAAAUUCCUGGAGUAAAUGACAUACAGAUGUUUUAGAAGGCGAAUCUGAAGUGAGUUGGAUUGCAACAGCUGUGUUGGAAAGCAACUAGACUUGAAUUACAUAUAUACAUAAUUGAAAGGGCUUUAACGUUUGUAAUGCAGUAAUAUUUCUUAGACAUUUUAUGAGUUCAACAAAUAACAAGUUUACAUAUCAAAAUACUACAGAUUAUACAUUACUUUUGAAAUGUAUCUGAAGGUCUCUGAAUGGCACACACAAUAAACGUGCGGUUUUUUGAGUGUUUAAGAAAAGUGGAACAUUUGGAGAUUUAAUUAUUGGAAGGCACAAUAAGAUACUUAAUACACUAAUGCGGUAAUCUUCUGCACUGUGUAUAGAACAAUUUCACGAUUUUUCUACUUUUAAA